GCUUUAACCCCUUUUGUUUCUCACAUAGAGGAAACAAGAUACGUAACGCCGAAAAAGGAUUUUGUUUUGGUAAAAUCAAGUAUACAAUCUUCUCUUUUCGGGCUCCGCCUCUGCUACCUCUCUCUCUCUGCGUUGCUACCUGAACCUAUCUCUAUCUCUGGAAUCUCAGAGCAGCUGCCCCGUAGCCUUAUUUGAGGAGCCUGUGGUCUGGCAACGUGAAUUGAAAGUUUGGUUGGAGGAUUUUGAGUGGGAAAUGGCGGGAACUGCGAGUGAGGAGUCUGGAUUGGGAAGCUCUAUGGAUGGAAGUUCUAGUGCAGCGGAAGCAUCGGGAGAGUGGCGGUGUUCUGAACAAGUUGAAAAUGGAACCCCAUCAACAUCACCCCCUUAUUGGGACAUUGAUGAAGAUGAUGAUGGGCCAAAACCUUCCGAGUUAUUUGAAAGACAUACAUGGGAGAUAAAGAAAUUUUCGCAGAUCACUAAAAGAGAACUUCGUAGUGAUGUAUUUGAGGCCGGCGGCUACAAAUGGUAUAUUUUAAUUUAUCCCCAGGGCUGUGAUGUUUGCAACCAUCUCUCUUUAUUUCUCUGUGUUGCCGACCAUGAAAAACUUCUUCCAGGUUGGAGUCAUUUUGCACAGUUCACGAUAGCUGUGGUGAAUAAAGAUCCUAAGAAGUCAAAAUAUUCUGAUACACUCCAUCGAUUUUGGAAGAAAGAACAUGACUGGGGUUGGAAGAAGUUCAUGGAGCUAUCAAAAGUGCUAGAUGGGUUUAUUGAUGCCGACUCUCUAAUUAUAAAGGCCCAAGUGCAAGUGAUCAGGGAAAAAGCUGAUAGGCCUUUUCGUUGCCUUGAUUGUCAGUAUCGGAGGGAACUUGUUAGGGUGUAUCUGACAAAUGUUGAGCAGAUUUGUCGGCGUUUUUUGGAGGAGAAACGAGGCAAGCUGGCGAGGUUGAUAGAAGAUAAAGCUAGAUGGUCAAGCUUCCGUGCUUUCUGGUCGGCAAUGGAUCAAAAUACUCAGCAGCGCAUGUCUAAGGAGAAAAGAGAUGCAAUACUUAAAGUUGUUGUGAAGCAUUUCUUUAUUGAGAAGGAAGUCACUUCAACGUUGGUGAUGGACUCCUUAUAUAGUGGAUUGAAGGCUCUUGAGGAUCAGGCUAAAGGCAAGAAGGGGAGGGCGAAGUUGUUAGAUGUCGAAGAAAUGCCAGCUCCUAUUGUUUGUGUGGACAAAGAUAUGUUUGUGUUGGUGGAUGAUGUGCUUCUACUACUUCAGAGGGCUGCACUGGAACCAUUGCCUCCUAAAGACGAGAAAGGCCCUCAAAAUCGCACAAAGGAUGGAAGUUCUGGGGAUGACUUUAACAAGGACUUCAUUGAGCAUGAUGAAAAGAGGCUUACAGAAUUGGGUCGUAGAACUGUGGAAAUAUUUGCCCUUAUCCAUAUAUUCAGCAAUAAAAUUGAAGUUGCCUACCAGGAAGCUGUUGCUUUGAAGAGGCAAGAAGAGCUUAUCCGUGAAGAAGAGGCAUCAUGGCUAGCUGAGAGUGAGCAGAAGUCCAAACGUGGAGCGCUAGAAAAGGAAAAGAAAUUAAAGAAGAAACAGUCUAAACAAAAGCGGAACAAUCGCAAAGGGAGGGAUAGAGGGAGGGAGAGUGUUGUAACCCAAGAGAAGCUACUAGAUGAAUUACCUAGUGAAACAAGAGACUCCUUUGUGGAGGAUGAGCCACCUGUGGUUGAAAAGCCUGAUGUGAUGGAAGAUAUUUCCGAUGUGUCAGACUCAGUGGAUGGUGUUGCUGAGGUAGUUCCGCUUGAUUCAGAAGAAAGGGAUGCCAGUCUUGUCAGUUGGGAUAAUGACACAUCAGAAGUUCAUCAUUUAACAGAAGCUGGUAGCAGUGAAAUUGAUGGGCUGUCAUCUGUACCGAAUGGAACUGAUAGGAGGAGCUCAUCUGCGAUGGAUGAUAGCUCCUCAACAUGUUCUACAGACUCGGUCCCCUCAGUAGUAAUGACUGGAUCCUACAAGGGAAGUUCAUUUUCAAACUAUCAAAAUAAAAAAUUACGUAGCAGAGAGAAGAGUCGACAAGGUAAGGUCACAUGUGAUGGAGUAGGUUGGGCAAAUGGAAUGGAUAAUCGGACAACUGUGCCUGUAGUAGAUGCAAUGGAUAUUCGUGAUGCCUCUGGAAAUAGCAAAGCUGGUGAAUCUGAAUCAGAAACUCCUCAGUCCAUGCAGGGGCAGAUUAACUGCAUUGAGCAGAGUGCAUUUAAGAAAGAAGAAGUUGUACCACCCAAGAAGAAAUUGGACUCCAAAGAUCUCGAUGUGGAAAGAUCUAAUAAAGAAAAGGCAAUAGCUUCACCGCCUUCUCCCAAAAGCCCUCCCAGAAAUCUGCCAUCUGGUCUUCCAUUGAAGUCGGGGCAAAAUGUUAUGUUGAAGUCAGAGCAAAAGAUUUCCGCUCCAGUGGAUCCUGCUCCAGUUAAGAAAGUUUCAUUAAAUAGCUCACCACAGAGUGGAAAAGUCUCAUCUUUAAUCACUUUGUCCCAGAACUCACGCAUGUCCAAACUAGAGGCCUCGAAUACAAUAGCUGAAAAACCAACAGAAAAACCCGUGCCACAGCAAGUGCCUUCAAUGUCAAGGCCUUCUAGUGCUCGUCUAACCAUGGUUCAGACAGCAACUGGCCGGUUGGGUCCUGAUCUGUCACCAGAUACUCAUAGUCAUGGUCCACAGUCUUACCAAAAUGCCAUAAUGAGUCACCCCGUUGGUUCAGGUUCUGCUGCUUUUAACCAUCCCAGCCCUACAAGUUCUGGAAUAACUCCAUCUACAGCAUACUCACAGUCACCAUCCUUGUUAUCUGCCCCCAUGUUUGUACCGCAGAGCUCUGAAAGGGUAGGCCUAAACUCUGUUCAGUCUGGCUUCUCGUAUGGCAUGGGGACUGUGGAUGUUGUACAGAAUGGGCCUCAGUGGCUUGAAGGUUCUCAAAGGGAUGGCAAUAGGAUUCUUCAUCAUGAUCCUUCUCCUCUGCUUAAUGGCAUUCAAUACCUCGACUUGUACAAGCCUGUAAACGUUGGAUCACGGAAGCAUUUCUCCCCUGAGUUUUCAGCUUCUACUUCUGGAUGUCACACCCAGGGCGUGGUAACAGAUGAGUUUCCACAUCUUGAUAUCAUCAAUGAUUUGCUUGAUGACGAACAAGGGAUUAAAAGAGACAGGACGAACACAGUUUUCCAGUCUCUUUGCAAUGGGCGGCUCUUAAAUCGACAAUUCAGUUAUCCUCGUGAAGUGGGUGAAUCAGGUGACUUGGGGACCUCAUCCAGUUCUGGCAGGAUUGAGCGAUCACAGAGUUACCAAGAUGACAGAUUCCGGCGGGGAUAUAGCCCACCUAGCAGUCAUUUUGACUCGAUGGGGGACUUUUUUCCCCGUUCUAAUCGUUCGUUACCUUAUGCUAAUGGGCACAUUGAUGGGCUGAUGCCAAACCAUUGGCAGCCGACUAGUUAUGACCUAUCUUUACUAGGCGGCACGAGGAAUGCGGAUGGUGAUGGCUAUCCAUAUUAUAGUUCAAAUUUGGCAUGUGGUAUCAAUGGCUAUACUGUCUACCGGCCUUCAAAUGGACAUUGAAGAAACUGUGAUGGAGAUCUUCCUGCUAACCAGUGGGGUGGAAAUUCAUUGUAUUAAUGUAUGAAGGGAUGGUUCUUGGUCUCAGGUUGUAAUGAGGCCGUAACUCUAUUAUCAAAACACAUUUUGUAAAGAGUGUUCUCCUGCAUUGCCUUUGACUCCAGUCUUUGUUCUGAUCAGGCUUUAAUAGACAUUGGGGUCUUGGGUUAAUAGUUGAAGUUGGCAUGAAGAAUUUUGAUUGAC
This is a messenger RNA of Tripterygium wilfordii, 3826 nucleotides long. Its product is annotated as TNF receptor-associated factor homolog 1a-like. Gene Ontology annotation, molecular function: protein binding. The coding region runs from base 254 to 3586 and encodes 1110 amino acids. The transcript is spliced from 13 exons. The record is from RefSeq and is a predicted model, not a curated record. NCBI's taxonomy places the organism in Eukaryota, Viridiplantae, Streptophyta, Magnoliopsida, Celastrales, Celastraceae.